ACUGCUUAUCAGUUAGUCGACACCCAGAAAGCGAUUGAGUCAGCUCGACUGGGAGUUCACUUGAGAGAAAAACACGCCUGUUGCUGCCCAAACAGGUUUGACGAGGACACACCUGUAGGAAGAACAGCAAGCUUUGUUUCUCAGCUCCAUUUUGACCUCUGUGGACGACGGACGGAUCGAAAGCAAACGAAGGACGCCUUGAGACGAACUUGUUUUGAGCCUUGAAUUCUACUAUGAAGAUGUGGAUUUUCCUUGUUCUUGUCGCCCUCGCGGCCGGAGCCUCAGCCCAAAGCUGUUCAUGUAACACUAUGAAGUGGGCCACUUGUGAUGGAGAUCCUUGUGAGUGUUAUCUCUUGGUUGGUGAACAGAUGAAACAGACACUUGACUGCUCUGAGUUGAUCCCCAAGUGCUUUCUGAUGAAGACUGAGAUGUACAGAGCCAAAAAAGGCAUGGACACUCGUACUUUUGGAGGAAAGCCCGUGGAGACUGCCUUUGUGGACAAUGAUGGCAUCUACGACCCGGAGUGUGAGAAUGAUGGCAAAUUCAAGGCCAAGCAGUGCAACAACACAGAGGAGUGCUGGUGCGUCAACAGCGCCGGUGUUCGCCGAACAGACAAGGGAGACAAGAACCUAAAGUGUGACAAGCUGGUGGAGACCUACUGGGUUCGUCUUCAGCUGACUCACAAACCAGUGACAGGUCCUGUGGAUGUUAAUCAAUUGAAGAUGGCUAUUGCCGAUGCUAUCCACAAGCGUUAUGUCAACUUUAACAAAGACUUGGUGAAAGAGAUUGAGUAUGACCCUGAUGCCCGUAUGAUUGUGGUGGAUGUGAUGAAGCCCAAGGGAGAGCGCGAAAGCGAUUUGACCAAAAUGGCCUACUACAUGGAGAAAGAUGUGAAAGUGCUGCCGCUGUUCAAGGACCAGGAGCUGUUUGAGCCUGUUGUGGGCAGCCAGAGGAUGGCGAUGGAGAACAUCUUGGUGUACUACGUGGAUGAAGAGGCACCGACAUUCACCAUGAAGCAUCUUACUGGUGGAAUCAUUGCCGUCAUUGUGGUGGUCGUGCUGGCUGUGGUGGCCGGCCUGCUACUCCUGUUCUUCUACAGAAGGCGUCAGAGUCAGAAGUACAACAAAGCUCAGCAAAGAGAGCUGGAUCCCAUGUAAAUUCUUCAUGGCUGCAGGAGGCCAGAGUCAUUGUUGGAUCCACAUACUUGCAGUGUGCCAUGUACCGUUCUACAUGAAGACACAUUUUUGUAAAGGAACAAUCAACAUGCUUGUUUUUAUUGGCACUAUUGAUACUGCCUUCUAUUUAUAAAUUGUGUAAAGUUUUAAGCACUCUUCCACCUUUACGCCAUGCUUCAAAAAGUAGUCGGAGUAAAUGCUGCAGUUAAAAUUUUAGACACUGUUCAAUGGUUUUAAUUCCUUGUUUGUACAGUUUCUUACAAAUGUUUUGUUUUGGAUUGUUUUUAAUAAAAUGUUUUAAAGACUA
Molecule: messenger RNA, 1482 nt
Organism: Phyllopteryx taeniolatus (common seadragon)
Lineage: Eukaryota; Metazoa; Chordata; Actinopteri; Syngnathiformes; Syngnathidae
Gene: epcam
Product: epithelial cell adhesion molecule
Exons: 9
Coding region: 234-1157 (307 amino acids)
Cellular component (GO): membrane
Source: RefSeq, a predicted model, not a curated record